Molecule: messenger RNA, 3584 nt
Organism: Hemibagrus wyckioides
Lineage: Eukaryota; Metazoa; Chordata; Actinopteri; Siluriformes; Bagridae
Gene: wdtc1
Product: WD and tetratricopeptide repeats 1
Exons: 16
Coding region: 331-2346 (671 amino acids)
Biological process (GO): negative regulation of fatty acid biosynthetic process
Cellular component (GO): Cul4-RING E3 ubiquitin ligase complex; cytoplasm
Molecular function (GO): protein binding
Source: RefSeq, a predicted model, not a curated record
GGAUCUUGUGUGAUCCGGUGAUCUGGCAACCCGUGCCAAAAUGAAACCAGGGCACUAUCUAUUUAGCUUUUUCAUUAGCUUAGCUUAGCUUGUGCGUUUAAAAUAGCCUAAUCGCCUGAUCUGAGCACUGUGUGAUUAUAAAUAUUCAAGCGAUUUAAGUAGAAUAAAUAUUUAACACGCCGUGUCCUCGGAGUGAAGUCUGAGUGUUAGCACAUCGGCUCACAAGCUAACAACAUACGCAGCUCAAGCAGAGCUUUAACAGGCUCCUGAUGACCUCUGACCCCUGUGUUCUCUGGUGUGAGGCCAUGAUCAGUGUUACACUGUGAAGUCAUGAGUCAGAGGAACAUCGCUGCUGACCUACUGAAUAGAAAAAUCCGGGAGAACAGGGCUCUGAGUUUACAGAGACACCACCAUGUGACUGACCCGUUUAUAAAACGACUCGGCCUGGAGGCAGAGCUACAGGGUCACUCAGGGUGUGUGAACUGUCUGGAAUGGAAUGAGAAAGGAGAUGUGUUAGCGUCAGGAUCUGAUGAUCAGCAUGUGAUGGUGUGGGAUCCUCUCAGACACAGGAAGUUGAUGAGCAUGCACACGGGUCACGCUGCUAACAUCUUCUCCGUCAAGUUCCUGCCACACACUGGAGAUCGGAUCCUGGUGACCGGAGCCGCAGACACAAAGGUCCAUGUUCACGAUGUGACGGUCAAGGAGACGAUCCACAUGUUCUCCGAUCACACUAACAGAGUGAAGCGCAUCGCCACCGCCCCCAUGUGGCCAAACACGUUCUGGAGCGCAGCUGAGGAUGGCGUCAUCAGGCAGUAUGAUUUGAGAGAGAGCAGUAAACGCUCAGACGUUUUAAUCGAUCUGACGGAAUAUUGUGGUCAGCUUGUGGAGGCCAAAUGUCUCGCUGUGAACCCGAGGGAUAAUAACUACCUCGCCGUGGGAGCUAAUGGCCCAUUUGUACGCCUCUACGACAUCCGCAUGAUCCACAACCACAGGAAGUCUCUAAGUCAGAGUGCAGGAGUUCACACAUUCUGUGAUAAAAAGAAGCCCAUCCCUGACGGAGCUGGACAGUACUACGUAGCAGGUCACCUCCCAGUGAAACUGCCAGAUUAUAAUAACAGGCUGCGUGUGUUGGUGGCCACGUACGUGACUUUCAGUCCUGAUGGGACAGAGCUGCUGGUGAAUAUGGGCGGAGAACAGGUGUAUCUGUUUGAUUUGACGUUUAAACAAAGACCGUACACCUUCCUGCUGCCCAAGAAGUGCCAUUCCUCAACAGUGCUCAAUGUUUCUGGAGAGGUGCAAAAUGGGAAAACCACAAAUGGAGUGUCUAAUGGACUUCAUCUUCCUGCCAACUGUCUGAAACUCGCUAAUAACAAACCCUCCAGUGAGCUGCCCCCCCACCUGGAGCGCAUUAAACAGCAGGCUAAUGAUGCAUUUGCACGUCAGCAGUGGACUCAGGCCAUCCAGCUGUACAGUCUGGGGAUCCACACAGCGGGACAGAGCAAUGCGAUGCUGUACGGGAACCGAGCCGCUGCCUACAUGAAGCGCAAAUGGGACGGGGAUCAUUACGACGCUCUGCGUGACUGUCUCAGAGCUCUGUCUCUGAAUCCGGCUCAUCUGAAGGCACACUUCCGGCUGGCUCGCUGUCUGUUCGAGCUGAAGUACGUGGCCGAGGCUCUGGAGUGUCUGGAUGAUUUUAAAGGGAAAUUUCCAGAACAGGCUCACAGCAGCGCCUGCAGCGCCCUGGACAAGGACAUUAAAGCUGCUCUGUUCUCUAAAAAUGACUCUGCAGAUGAGAAGAAAGGGAGCAGCUCCAUUCGCUUCCACAACUUCAGCCGUAAAGAGUCCAUCCCUGAGGACGAGAUCAUCCUGAGAGAGCGCAGCUACGACUACAAGCACAGAUACUGCGGUCACUGCAACACCACCACCGACAUCAAAGAGGCUAACUUCUUCGGCAGUAAAGGACAGUACGUUGUGAGCGGAUCAGAUGACGGCUCAUUUUUUAUAUGGGAGAAGGAGACCACAAACCUGGUGCGAGUGCUGCAGGGGGACGAGUCCAUAGUGAACUGCCUCCAGCCGCAUCCCAGUUACUGUUUCCUAGCAACCAGCGGCAUUGACCCUGUUGUGCGGCUCUGGAGCCCCCGACCUGAGACGGACAGUGAGAAUGGUCGUGUGGUGGAGGAUAUGGAAGGAGCAUCUCAGGCUAAUCAGAGGAGGAUGAAUGCUGAUCCUUUGGAGGUGAUGCUGCUCAACAUGGGCUAUCGCAUCACGGGGCUGAGCGGCGGCCAUGAAGCCUCCGAUGAGGACGAGGACAACACGGAGGGUCAGGUGCAGUGCCGCACCAGCUAGAGAGUGUGUGAGAGUGUGUGAGAGUGUGUGAGAGUGUGUGAGAGUGUGUGUGAGUGUGUGUGAGUGUGUGUGAGAGUGUGUGAGUGUGUGAGAGUGUGUGAGAGUGUGUGAGUGUGUGUGUGAGUGUGUGUGUGAGUGUGUGUGUGAGUGUGUGUGUGCGUGUGCGUGCGUGUUUCCUCCACCUGUGGCUCUGCAAUGCACACUCCCCCUUGGAGAGGAAGGGAACAAAGAGUAAGGCACUUGAUCCCUAGAGUGGGCGGAGCUUCAGACCGGAUGAUGACAAACUCGUUUCCUCAGCGGUUCUGGGACUGUGUGUAGUUUUGUUCAGUUUGUCCCACUCUGAUGUCACUUCCUGUUCCUGCAGCUGAGACUCCCCCCCCCAUCACUCGCCUGUAUCCGUCUGUCAGACUUAAGCACUUUGUUUAAAUGGAGGACUUUUCCCAGGAUUAUAAAUGUUUUAUUUUUCUCUUUGAGCUUCUGGUGUUUCACUUGUUUGUGUUUCAGGAUUAAAUGAGCAGUUCACAAGGUUCUCAGUUUCUUGGCUGAGAUGUGUUUGCUUUUGUGAUGCUGUGAAGUAUAUGGCCUCCAGUUUAGCAUGCUUGACUAAAUAAAUCACAGACAGGAAAAAGGUAUGAGAGCACUUCCUUUCUCACUGCAGAGUUUGGUCUCAGAUCCAGGUAAGGUGUGUGGCCAACAUCUGGAGACUGAAUUUAUAAAUUAGAAAGGAAUCUGAUGAUAAAGUGUACGUUUGAGUUGCGUAUUUAAUUUCUUUUCUUAGUUUAGGAAGCUUUAUGUACUAAAUGGUGAAUUUGGGUGGAGUUAGACUCCAUUUAGAGCUUUAUGUUAAACUGGUGGCUUUACACUUCCAUUAGUUAGCUACAUGACCCGUGUAGCUCCAGUGCUAGAACUACAGAGGAACAUGUCUCAGCUGAUUAAAGGGUUAAACACACACACACACACACACACACACAUUAAUGAAACAACAGCAUUAAUAUCAAUGAUUUCAUAUAGGGUGUGUGUGUGUGUGUGUGUGUGUGUGUGUGUGUGUGUGUGUGUGUGUGUGUGCGCGCGCGCGUGCGCAAAGGCAGUUCUUCAGCAGCUCAUCCUUUAACACUACUGCAGUGUGUAUUUAUUGGCUUGAGGCUCCUCUUGUUUCUCCCGUGUUUUUUUCUUUGGGAAUUACAGUAAUGCUGUUCUGCUGCCAGAAUAAAGAGAAUAAAAGAGGAUUAAAAUGUUCA